Plasmopara halstedii is the source of this 513-nucleotide messenger RNA. RefSeq names its product nuclear protein x1. The transcript has a single exon. Gene Ontology annotation, cellular component: chromatin; nucleus. Gene Ontology annotation, biological process: chromatin remodeling; regulation of DNA-templated transcription. Bases 1 to 513 code for a protein of 170 amino acids. Lineage: Eukaryota; Oomycota; Peronosporomycetes; Peronosporales; Peronosporaceae. The record is from RefSeq and is a predicted model, not a curated record.
AUGCCAAUACUUCCUCAUCUUCAUGCGAAGUGCUCGCUCCUACAUACAGAUCUGUCGCGCCAUACAUUGGCGUGGCCAUUUCUCGAGCCUGUAGAUCCUGUAGCACUCAAUGUGCCAACAUAUUUUGAUGUCAUAUCACAGCCAAUGGAUCUGCGCACCAUGGGCGCCAAAUUAACCGCAGGCGAGUACAACGAUCCGACUGAAUACCGCGCCGAUCUGCUGCUUAUGUUUGCUAAUGCUAUUGAGUUUAAUCAAGACGACCAGCGUGCUGACUCGGUGGCCAACAUAGCACGGCAGUUUCAGGAUGUAGCACUCGCUCAGUGGGAUCAAAUGUUCUCAGAGGCAGCAACGGCCGACUGGGCACUCAUGGCGCAACACCAGACACAACAACGCUUUAUUCAAAGGGCUAAAGAUGCUCGGAUUUUACAGAGAUGGAAACGUGAUUCGUUUGUCGCUAGAUUUAAUCGAGACAAAUUGGACGAACGUACACGUCUUGCCUCUAAUUGCGAAUAG